AUGAUUAUCGCGAGACAGGGUGGGAUCGGUCGACUUCGCUUUAUUUUGCUGAAUGCACUUAAGUAUAUCCCAGUGUUUGGCUACUACUUCUAUCAGUCAUGGAUUGUCGCCUUCCCGGAAGUCGAUCGUUUCAGCCCAGCAAAGCCAAAGGUUAUUGAGGAGAGUCGUGCUUUCGCCGUUUCAAAAAAUCUAACUCCUCUUCAAUAUCAUCUUACUCCACGUGUCCGUGGCAUUGAGCUUCUUCUGAACAAUAUGUAUUCGCAUCUGAAUGCAGUAUACGAUAUGACAGUGGUCUUUGGCGACGAAAACGGCAGCUGUUUAGACAAAACCAAGCCCAUGCCUGGCUUGUUUUCCUACCUUAUGAAGCCUCAUACUCUGCACAUUCAUUUACAACGAUGUCCCGUUGCUGAUGUGCCUCAAGAACAUGAUGCCCUUCGUGCAUGGUUAUCAUCGCGUUUUGCUCUAAAAGACAAUAUUGGAAUUAAGCUCCUCGCGACCCAAAGUGUCGCUGUCAUGCAACCUUCGUUGUUUGCUGACCUCGAUCAAGUCAAAAAGGAACAGUCUAGGCAACCAAAUGUAAGCGAGGUGAAGGCCGCCUUUCUCAAGAAUCUUUCCAAUUUGAUGCCGCCUUUAGACGAUCACGGUGAGUCUGCGCAGCCGUCAGUCGAGGAACUGAUUGCCACUGGUAAAAGAAGUCUUCUCUGCCUGGAAUUCGCGAGUGCCGUGCAGUGCUUCCAGAGGGCCUGUCAGAUUUUAGCUGAGGCGAAUGGCGACUUACAUGACACUUUAGCGGUUCCAAAUCUCCUUUAUGGGACGGCUUUAUUAGAAUUGUCGCGAUGUGAAACCAAGAUCUUGAGCGAAUCCCUUGAGAAAGUACAUUCUCCUGAGGGAACUCCGCGUAUGUGUUACAUUAUUUUUUAUCGAGAAAUAUGCAGAAAGCAAUGCUGA
Mesocestoides corti is the source of this 948-nucleotide messenger RNA. Lineage: Eukaryota; Metazoa; Platyhelminthes; Cestoda; Cyclophyllidea; Mesocestoididae. The record is from the annotation of a GenBank genome assembly.